AUGGGCUCUGCAACGGUCCUCGCAUCACUCUGCAAUAGGGGUGCCGCAAGCGCCUCCGCCGCAUCAAGGUCAGGGACAAAGGAUCCGCCGCAAAAUCUGGCGUCCGGAGGGGAAUCGCGUCUCGGAAUGUCUGCCGCAUCGCAGAUCAAGAGUCCCCCCUGCACCCGCCUCUUUAUCCCCUCAGAAUCGGCUGGGAGCGAGAACCAUAACUCCCGAUCUGUCUCGUCGUCACCGGAUAAGGAUGACCAUUGCUACACGACCAGGGGAUCGGCGGCGUUGGUAUGCGAGGGCGAGAACGCCGACGAAAGAGCCUCGGCAGCCUCUCUACCUCGAUUCUUCGUUUCACUGUCGAACAAGGAGAAGGAGGAGGACUUCAUGGUGAUGAAGGGGUGCAAGCUGCCGCAGCGACCCAAGAAAAGAUCCAAAUUCGUCCAAAAAUGCAUACUCUUGGUGAGUCCUGGAGCAUGGCUGUCAGAUCUCUCACAGGAGAGGUAUGUAGUCAGGGAGAAGAAGGGAUCAAGAAAGAGGAGAAGAGGAUUAAAGGCCAUGUCCAUGGAGAGUGAUUCAGAAUGAAGCAAAAGGGAGAGG
This is a messenger RNA of Zingiber officinale, 588 nucleotides long. RefSeq lists its product as uncharacterized. The record is from RefSeq and is a predicted model, not a curated record. Bases 1 to 573 code for a protein of 190 amino acids. NCBI's taxonomy places the organism in Eukaryota, Viridiplantae, Streptophyta, Magnoliopsida, Zingiberales, Zingiberaceae. The transcript has 4 exons.